CUUCAAAUUGGUGCAUAGAUUCAUAACGAGGAAGUGAAUAUUGGAAAUUCGUUGCGUUAUCUCUUUUAAAAAGUGUAACUGGACCUGAACAUUAUAAUCAACGUUGUUCUGACAGUUUGAUAUAAAAAUUUUUCAAUGGCAGAGAAAAAGGGAAAUCACAGCGAAUUCACUUUUUUAAACAACCCAUCGACUGAAUCUGACGAAUUGUUGUGCAAGAUACACCAGAAGGAAAUAGUCUUCUUUUGUCGAUGUCAUGAUAGAUUACUGUGCAUGGUGUGUAAUCGUUUGGAUCAUGCAAAAUGUAAAGGCCAAAUCAUUGAAAUUACAGUUGCAGCACAAAAAGUAAAAACAUCAACAGCAAUGGCCAAACUUGAACAGGACAUAUCAGAUCUUUUGCAAAAUAUAAAAGAAGGUCUACAAAUCCAGAAAAAUAAUUUAUUAAGCUUACAAGAAGGUGAAGAAACAAUUCAAAAGGAAGUACAGAAUGUUUUGGUACGUAUUUAUCAACAACAAGAAAGUCUUCUGUGUGAAUUGAAAACCCGUAAUGCAAAAGUGAAACAGACAGAACAAGACUUAUUACAACAGGAAUCGAGAAUUUGUAAAUUACAGAAAAAAGUUUCCACCAUUAAGCAAUCUGGUACAGAUACACAAAUUUUUAUUGAAAUGAAACUGGCUGAAGAAAAUGCAUUCAGAGAAAAAAAUUCCUUUUUGGAAGAAAGUAAUAAUAUAAAAUAUAAAAUCGGUUUCCAAGUUAAUCCACUCUUUUCUUUGAUGGAAUAUACAUUGGGAGAGAUCAAACUUAUGUCAAAAUUAAGAUCAUACUCUGCUUCCUCAACACAGGAAGCACAGAUAGAGCUGCCGAUGGCUCAAGAUAUUACCAAAAAUGUAUUAAAAUGUGAACACACUUUUAAUAUACACCCAUCAAAACACCUGAUGGAAUUAUACGGCUGCGUUAUAUUACCUAAUAAACAUGCAGUAUUUAUUGACAGUAGUAAUAAGCGACUUGUUAUACAUCAUGAGAACGGAGCAUAUUUAAAGGAUGUACCGCUAAUUGAAAAGCCAUUUUAUAUAACAGCUGUUGGUAUGGAUGAGGUUGCUGUGUCUUAUUCGUCAAGACUGAUAAGCAUAAUAAACAUAAAAACCAAACAAUCCGAGUCAAAAUUGAGGAAGUAUAUUGAAAAUUAUAGUCGUGGUAUCUGCUAUGAUGAAGGAAAGCUCUAUUUUGUAGAUCAUAAUGUUGGAAUAAAGGAAGUAAGCAUUGACAAAGAAGUGGUACGUAAAAUACAAGUGGAUUUAGCGGGAAUGGGGAACAUUGCUGUAUAUAAAAACAGGAUAUACUACACAGCUGAUCACAACAAUAAACUGUACUGUUGUGAUACAUCAGGAAAACAAAUAUGGAUGAUAAGUGACGAAAGACUCAAAGCAAAACAAAAUUCAGCUCCGAUAGCCGUAGAUAAUGAUGGAAAUAUUUUCGUAGCAGGACCGGAUACCGGGGUCGUUAUAAUGAUUUCAUAUGAUGGUAAGCAUCAGAAGGUACUUGUUGACAAGACUGAUGCGAUACGACAUCCACGUGGACUUUUCUAUGACAAGCAACACAAGAAACUACUAUUAUGUUAUAAGAAAAAUGGAUUGGCCCACCUAUUUCGUCUUCAAUAAAUGAUUACGAGUUAGAAGAACAAAGAGAGAAGAAAGCUUUAAACCAAAUUCGUUACCCUUUUACUGUCAGUAUAGUUCAGAAAGAAUUACGAUAUUUUUUUUUACAAAAACAAUAUUUUAAGCCACUAGAUUAGUUUUGAAAUCAACACUUCCCAAAAUUCUAAAUAAUGAAUUAGCUAAAAAGCGUUUGUACAUAUUUAUUUAAGCUACACACUGCUGUAAACAAAAAUGCAUUUCAGUUCAACGACAACCUGUCUUAAAAUUUACGAAACUAGGUUUUUCACGCCUCUUUUUUUUACUGUUGUAUAUGUAACAGUACAAAUUGGAAUUCAGUAGAAUCCAGAAUCAUCUGAAUUCCAAUAUCUACUAGUAGAAAUUAGGAUAUCUAGAUAUGUACUAAGAGGAUCUUGGAUUGUACUGGAUGAUUACUAAAGAAGACGCAAAAAAGAAAUAUUUUGUUUUUCAUUAUAAUGAAAUACACUAAUAUAAUCAAACUUGUUUGAAUAAAAAAAAAAGUACAGUCAAUUUCAUAUGAAUUUAUUUCACAGCGGAGACUUUUGCUAAAAGUCCUACAAUCUUUACCAAAUUCACAGUAAAUAAAGGCAACAGUUGUAUACCGCUGUUCAAUAGUCAUAAUUCGAUUAAGCAAAAACAAAUCCGGGUAUCAAACUAAAACCGAGGGAAACACAUCAACUAUAAGAGGAAAACAACGGAACAACAGAAACACUGAACUACAACAAAAGCAAACGCCAAAUACAUAGAAACAGAUUGUAUGAUAACAACUGCCAUAUUCCUGACUUGGUACAGGACAUUUAAAGAAAAAAAAUGGUGGGUUGAACCUGGUUUAAUGGCUA
Molecule: messenger RNA, 2510 nt
Organism: Mytilus californianus (California mussel)
Lineage: Eukaryota; Metazoa; Mollusca; Bivalvia; Mytilida; Mytilidae
Exons: 2
Coding region: 136-1656 (506 amino acids)
Molecular function (GO): zinc ion binding
Source: RefSeq, a predicted model, not a curated record